UCUCCUCUUAAAUCGACCGUCAAUCAAGCGCUCCUCACAUCGAUCCCGUAAACCACGUCGUACCAGAUCCUGUUCUUCGUUAGAGAGCCUGCUCAGAGAGUUCUACAGCAUCAAAAGCAAAAGCAGACUAGACGGAGCAACGAUGAAGAUAGCCAUGGCUUCUUCUAUGUUGAUUCUGUUCUUAAUUUUGUUAUCGCAAUUAAACGAUGUCGUUCAAGGCUUCGAUGUUCGGCAACACCUCUCUACUGUUACAAGAUACAACGUGGUAAAAGAUGUUGCCGAUAAAAACUUCGUACCUUCUGAAAUUCCUGAUGGAUGCACUCCUAUACACUUAAACCUUGUGGCAAGGCAUGGUACUCGUGCUCCUACAAAAAAACGGAUGGGAGAGUUGGACAGAUUGGCUGAUCAUUUGGAGGUACUUGUGAGGGAGGUUGAAGAGAAUCAUUUGUCUCUAGAGAAAGUUCCUGCUUGGUUACGAGGAUGGAAGUCUCCUUGGAGGGGAAAAUUGAAGGGUGGAGAACUCGAAUGGUGA
Messenger RNA from Pistacia vera, 532 nucleotides. RefSeq lists its product as uncharacterized. Gene Ontology annotation, molecular function: acid phosphatase activity; inositol phosphate phosphatase activity. The coding region runs from base 143 to 532 and encodes 129 amino acids. Lineage: Eukaryota; Viridiplantae; Streptophyta; Magnoliopsida; Sapindales; Anacardiaceae. The record is from RefSeq and is a predicted model, not a curated record. The transcript has 3 exons.